GCAAUACAGGAAUACCUUGCAAAAUUCAAUAUUUGUCUAGAAAUUUCUGUACCUGUAUGACGGGCGUUAUUCUUCCACUACAUUAACUGUAACCGAUAUAUACUCCUUUUUAUCCUUCUAAUGGCUGCUUGUGCAACAUAAAUUUCGAAGAGAAAAUGAAAAUUUGGACAUCGGAGCAUACUUUCCAGCACCCUUGGGAGACUGUAACUCAAGCAGCUUGGCGGAAAUAUCCAAAUCCAAUGAAUCCUGCAGUUGAAGCAAUCGACAUCGUCGAUAGAAAAAUUUGCAAUGGAGUACUCAAAACUCAUCGUCUCAUCAGCUCCAAGUGGGGACUACCAUCCUGGGCCUCCAAACUUCUAGGAUCAGACAAAACAUGUUACGCCAGUGAACACUCUGAAGUCAACCCUAAAGAUAAAGUUAUGACAUUACAGACUCGAAAUCUUACAUUUUGUAACGAGGUGUCUGUGGUAGAAAAGCUUACAUAUAGUCCUCAUCCAUCGAAACAGGACUGUACUCUUUUAAAGCAAGAAGCAGUAGUUACAAUAAAAAAUGUGCCUUUAAGCAGUUAUAUAGAAGAUUAUUUAGCCCGCACAAUAUCUUCAAAUGCCGCUAAAGGUCGUCAGGCUAUGGAAUGGGUUAUUGGAAAAAUUAAUGAUGAAGUUCAAGAAUUUACUCAUAAAACUGUAAAAGGCAUGGAUGAAUUAACUGUGACAGCUAAAAAAAGUAUUUCUGUGAUGGAGGAUUUCACAUCCUCUGCAAAGAAAGGAAUGAAUGACUUAAACCAUUUUGCUGAAGGCACACUCCACUUUGAAAAAUGAUUAUUGUGUUCUCUAGGUAAUUAAUUAAAUAGACUUCAAAAUAAAUGAUUCAAAUUUAGAUUUAUUGCUUUCUGUGAAACCUGUUAGGCAACAAAUUUAUUUGCAUACCUUAUUUUUAUUACUAAAACUGAUAAGAAAUUCAGUCUGAGUACCUAUAAUUGGUUAGAGUUUAAAAUUCAUAAUCUCGGUGUGCUUUUGUAAAAAAUAUUUGCUCAAGCAUUUUUAUUCUGUAAAUAUUAUGUCUUUCAUACUAAAUCACAUGACAUUUUUAUAAGUGUAUUUAUUUCAGGAUAAUGUUCAAAUUUUUCAGAUAGUAUAAAAAUAUUUGCUUUCAAUUUAAGGGUAAUUAAUAGCUAUUUCAGUAAUUUUAUAUGCAUUUGUAAAAAACAAUUUACAGUUGUAGCAUUUUUAAAAAUAGCAUGAUGUAUUUUAAAAACAUUUGUAAUCUAGUGUAAUCACACUUAUAAAAGUAACAUUAUAUUCCCAUGUAAGGUAUUUGUAACAAAAUUUGAUAAGUUUGUUUUUAAGGUACAAUAACAUGCCAAACAACUAUUAACUUAGAAGGUAAACAACAAAAAUCAGCGUUAUAUUUUCAAAUUUUGGCUGUGAAAAUUUGAAAAUGUUGAUUUUUGUUGUUUCACUUUUAAAUUAAUGUUUGGUUUUGUUAAGCUCUCCAAACCUAAGUGAUAGUUCUGAUUUUUUAAUUUAAGAAGUAGAAUAGCAUAUCUAAGAUUAAGUUGUUGAAAAAAAGUUCAUCUAGAAUAACUACUGAUUGUGUUUUAAUGUAUUUAAAAAACUUUUAGCUGGUGCUUAUGUCGUAAUUAAGCCUUAUUUUGAAUGAGCUUAACUAAAAGAGCAUUGAGUGAUGUUUCAGUGCAAUUAAUGCCAGUUUUACUUAAUGUGUAGUUAUAUAUAUAUGAGUAAUUCAAUUAUUAAUUUUGUUUGUAUGUUAGAUUUAAAAUGCAGCAUGUAAGAAUUGAAGAAAGUGAAAUUGUUUUCUCUUCUAAACUGAUAAUUAAAAAUACUACAUGUUUUAAGUUUCUGCUAUUAAGAUUAUUAUUAGCAUAAAAGCUGAUAUAAAUAUAUUUUUUUAAAUGUUAGCUGUUGUACAUUUAUUUAAAUCAAAACAUGAUAUUCAUUUAGAAAAUAAAAUAGAUGUUUAGUUAUGUAAAUGUAUUUAAAAAGUAGGAACGCACUCUUAAAAUGAAUGAUUUUAUUCCAUUACUCAGUAAUAUUUGAAAGCAAUAAUUCUUUAUUUUUGUUCUGUAUGUAAUAUAUUGAAUUUAAAGUGCUCUCCGUUGUAAAAACAUGUGUAUGUAUGUGGACAAGAAAAUAAAUACGGAUAGUUUAUUAA
Molecule: messenger RNA, 2172 nt
Organism: Stegodyphus dumicola
Lineage: Eukaryota; Metazoa; Arthropoda; Arachnida; Araneae; Eresidae
Gene: slmo
Product: PRELI domain containing slowmo
Cellular component (GO): mitochondrial intermembrane space
Source: RefSeq, a predicted model, not a curated record